GUCGCCAUGAGCGAGGGGGAUUGGGUCAUCCAUUGUGCGGCGGAGAGAAGACCAGAUGUUGCCGAAAAGGUGUAUCCUGUUUCUGUGUCUCCACAAAUACAACUCACGCUUGGGUAUUGCACUACAACGACGGUCAUUAGAUACGGUCCCGUAACCAAAAAUUCUGAAUCGGCGGUAAACGUGCUCCUCGAUAUCGUCCAGGACCAAACGGGCAAAACCUAUCAAAUGGAUCAUUUUGCGACCCGUUACCCUACAAACACUUUGGAUAUUGCGGCAUUUCUGCCAAUACCAUCCAUAAUCCAUUACUCUGCUGGAGAACCUUUCACCAAAUAUGAGAUGUGCUUGGUCUUUGCUCAGAUACUAGGAAUUCCUCAUGAUCAUAUCAGGCCCGUGUCGACAGCCCCACAAGGUACCGAUACCAUAGCUCCAGAAAUACAACUGACUUUUAAUG
Messenger RNA from Acaulospora colombiana, 451 nucleotides. The record is from the annotation of a GenBank genome assembly. Lineage: Eukaryota; Fungi; Glomeromycota; Glomeromycetes; Diversisporales; Acaulosporaceae.